UAUUGGCCUUGGUUUCCUGCUUUUUUUGAUCAUAUAUAUAUAAGCGGAUUUUCGUUAAUCCGUGUCAUUUACUGGGGUACCGCUAAGAAGUCAAAAAUGAAAGCCAUCGUUGUUGCUGUGCUUGUGAUCGCUUUGGCCGGUCUUUCCAAGCAGCAAGAAGACCAAGCGGCACUUCAGCAAAAACUUCUCGAAUACCGAGACCAAUGUCUGACCGAAACCGGCGCCAACAAAGAUGUGGUCAUCAAGGCUGACAACGGCGAGUUCGACGACAACGACCAGAAACUGAAGUGCUUCGCCAAGUGCUUCUACCAGAAACAAGGCUACAUCAACGACGACGGCUCCUUGAAGACCGACGUAGUCGAAGCCCGCAUUCCGGCCAGCGCCAACAAGGAAGAAUCCUUGGCUGUCAUUCGCAAAUGUGAAGCCCUCAAGGGAGCCGAUAGCUGUGAUACCGCCUACGUGAUUCACAAAUGCUUCUUCGCCUACAUCAGACAGCAAGCCAUCGCUGCCGCCCAAGCUGCCGCCGCCGCUCAAGGCACAUCCGGCGCCCCACCAGCUGCUGCUGCUCCAUCUGCUUAAGUACCCAAUGAUGGAGUGACGUGUUUUUGUUAUUUAUUUUGUAAUUAUGUAAAUAAAUUUAUUAGAUUAUAGAGAAA
Molecule: messenger RNA, 656 nt
Organism: Aethina tumida (small hive beetle)
Lineage: Eukaryota; Metazoa; Arthropoda; Insecta; Coleoptera; Nitidulidae
Product: general odorant-binding protein 56d-like
Exons: 2
Coding region: 97-579 (160 amino acids)
Biological process (GO): sensory perception of smell
Molecular function (GO): odorant binding
Source: RefSeq, a predicted model, not a curated record